This is a messenger RNA of Cetraspora pellucida, 774 nucleotides long. The record is from the annotation of a GenBank genome assembly. NCBI's taxonomy places the organism in Eukaryota, Fungi, Glomeromycota, Glomeromycetes, Diversisporales, Gigasporaceae.
AUGAAAAUUUGCCUUAAAUUCCCAUCCUUCGGCCAAAUUUUCUUAUAUUAUCCUGAAGUUUUUCUUGCUCUUUAUUCAAAUGCCCUUUUUCGUGUUAUUGGAGAUUUUGAAUUUAAAAACCUCGUAAUACUUAAUACUUCCAGAACUGAAAAAAUUGUAGUUGACGUUAGUGAUAAUGGUUUCUUAAAUAUAAGCGAUGAUAAAGCAAAGGGUAAAGAAAUACAAGCUCCGGAUUUUCAUUAUUUAUUGUUCGAAGGUUUUAUGUUGUUGCCUGUAUUCAAAGUAUUUAUUUCAUUAGCAUUAUUGAGAAGUACCUCAAAUGCUGAAUCUGAAAUUAUCGACGAAUGGUAUAAUAAUCAUUCUAUCCGUGUAAAAGUGUCCAUCUGGCGCAAAACUCCUACAAAGAAUAAAGUCGAAAUAAUCCAAAAAAAUGAACCAAGACACGGAUCUACUUCGAACAAAUAUUCUGAAGGUCAGGAUAUGGAUGACAUAGAACUAGAUACUAUUGAAACAGUGCAUUCAGUCAGUCAGGAUAUAUGUGUGAAAAUACAUAAAUCAGACUCGACAGCGGAGCCUAACCCAGCCAAUCCCAAGGAUGUCAAUUGGUUGAGUCGACUCGGUUCUUAUUAUAAUAAGCAUUUCAAACCAGAAAAUGAUUCAAAAUCUGUCGAUCCUUUCGAAGAGGAGCUUGACAUAUUCAAUUUUGCAAUAUAUUUAUUGCUCGAAAUGAAGUUUUUUAAAGUUGAACGCUUUAUAAUAGAAGGUUACACUUAA